Anolis carolinensis (green anole) is the source of this 10737-nucleotide messenger RNA. It is a transcript of the gene hspa12a, whose product is annotated as heat shock protein family A (Hsp70) member 12A. The record is from RefSeq and is a predicted model, not a curated record. Lineage: Eukaryota; Metazoa; Chordata; Lepidosauria; Squamata; Anolidae. The coding region runs from base 256 to 2259 and encodes 667 amino acids. The transcript has 12 exons.
GCUGCUGCAGACCUAGGAGCAUCCAGCUCUUUGCAGCAGCCGCAGCAAGCAGCAGGAGCAGGAAGGAGGCGAGGCUGGCGAAGGUCAGCCGCUAAGCCUCCUUGCUUGGCCGUGGGCGGGGAAGAAAGCGCAGGAGGAGCAGAGCCCAGCCUUGCUGCCGGUCGGGAAGAAAAGGCGAGGAGGACCAUGGCUGCGGCUUCCGAGUGAGCCCAUCUCCUGGACCCGAGAAAGGCGACCAGCAACGCCUCCCCAGCCAUGGCAGGUAUGGCGGCAGAAGCAGUUUCAUCAACUGCCUAUGCAUCUCCAGCAAGAAGCCUGGGAGACCCAGGAAUAACACCACUGUCUCCAUCCCACAUUGCGAAGGACUCUGAAGCAAAUGACACAGAGGAGCAGUCAUUUCAAGUUGUUGUGGCUGUUGAUUUCGGCACAACUUCCAGUGGCUAUGCCUACAGUUUCACCAAGGAACCAGAAUGCAUCCAUGUGAUGAGACGAUGGGAAGGAGGGGACCCUGGUGUGUCCAACCAGAAGACGCCAACAACUAUCCUCUUAACACCAGAAAAGAAAUUCCAUAGUUUUGGUUAUGCAGCCAGAGAUUUCUACCAUGACUUAGAUCCCAAUGAAUCAAAGCAUUGGUUGUAUUUUGAAAAAUUUAAGAUGAAGCUUCACACCACUAGUAAUUUGUCCCUGGAAACAGACUUGACAGCUGCGAAUGGCAAGAAAGUCAAGGCACUUGAUAUAUUUGCUUACGCUCUGCAGUACUUCAAGGAACAAGCAUUGAAGGAGCUGAGUGAUCAGGGAGGAGAACCAAUUGAUAACUCUGAGAUACGAUGGGUCAUCACGGUGCCAGCUAUCUGGAAGCAACCUGCAAAGCAGUUUAUGAGGCACGCUGCAUAUAAGGCUGGGAUGGCUUCCCCCGAAAAUUCUGAACAAUUGAUUAUUGCUUUAGAACCAGAAGCGGCGUCAAUCUACUGCAGGAAACUACGCCUUCAUCAGAUGAUAGAUUUGGGCAACAGAGGACCCGUCAAUGGUUAUAACCCAAGUGAGACCAUUGGCACUGGCUUUACACCAGCUAAAGAACACAUUCGACGUAACCGGCAGAGCCGCACAUUUUUGGUUGAAAAUGUCAUAGGAGAGAUCUGGUCAGAGUUGGAAGAAGGAGACCGUUACAUAGUUGUUGACAGUGGAGGAGGAACAGUUGAUGUGACUGUCCAUCAGAUCAGAUUACCUGAAGGGCACCUGAAGGAACUCUACAAGGCAACAGGUGGGCCACAUGGUUCCUUAGGGGUAGAUUACGAAUUUGAAAAACUCCUGUGUAAAAUAUUUGGAGAAGAUUUCAUUGAGCAAUUUAAAAUUAAGCGACCUGCUGCCUGGGUUGACCUGAUGAUAGCCUUUGAAUCCCGCAAGAGAGCAGCUGCCCCAGAUCGGACAAAUCCAUUGAACAUCACUCUGCCUUUCUCAUUCAUUGACUACUACAAGAAAUUUCGAGGUCACAGUGUGGAACACGCCUUAAGGAAAAGCAAUGUGGAUUUUGUGAAAUGGUCAUCACAAGGAAUGCUGAGGAUGAGUCCAGAUGCCAUGAAUGCCCUCUUCAAACCCACUAUUGAUGAAAUCAUAAAUCAUCUCAAUGAUCUAUUCGAAAAGCCUGAAGUAACUAAUGUGAAAUUCCUGUUCCUGGUGGGUGGAUUUGCUGAAGCUCCACUUCUUCAACAAGCUGUCCAGAAUGUCUUUGGCUCCAAGUGUCGAAUCAUCAUUCCGCAAGACGUGGGUCUCACUAUCCUGAAGGGAGCAGUGCUUUUUGGACUGGAUCCUGCAGUCAUCAAAGUGCGCCGUUCCCCCCUGACCUAUGGGGUGGGGGUCCUGAAUCGUUACGUGGAAGGGAAGCACCCUCCAGAAAAGCUGCUAGUUAAAGACGGCACUCGCUGGUGCACUGACGUCUUUGACAAAUUUAUCUCUGCUGACCAAUCGGUGGCGCUCGGUGAGGCUGUGUCACGCAGUUAUACUCCCGCUAAGCCUUCACAGCUGGUCAUCGUGAUCAACAUCUACAGCUCAGAACAUGAUCAUGUCAGUUUCAUCACCGAGCCAGGAGUGAAAAAGUGUGGCACGCUCCGCCUGGAUCUCACAGGGACUGAUAUCAGCGUGCCAAGCCGGAGAGAAAUCAAAACACUCAUGCAGUUUGGGGACACUGAGAUUAAAGCCAUGGCAAUCGACGUUGCCACCUCGAAAAGUGUCAAAGCUGGUAUUGAUUUCCUAAACUACUAAUUGGUAUUCCUCCCUUCCUCACCCCUUGUCAUUUCAAUGCUGUUUCCUCAUUUUUCAUGUGUCGCCAAGUGGACUAGAGUUUUAGCUGGAUGGUAAGAAUAGCCGUUGGGAGGAAGUGUCAUACAUUUUUGUUGUUGUUGUUGUUCUUAAAAUUAUCUAUUUAAGAUUCCAAAUAUAUGCUUAUAAGGUGCUAAAUGUGGAAACUGAUAACCCCAAAAGGCUACUUACCUAAUGAGAAUUGGUCAUGUAAUGUCACUGCGUUCUUGAUUAGGAAAAUAAAAUGCCCUACUCAAUGUUUUUCAUAUAUUCUGAAUUUAGGGCCCAAAUUAGCAAAAGCUGGUAUCUCUGGUCCUAUAUCUACAAUUCAAGCUAAAUGGGCUACAUCAAAGUAAUAAUCCUAAAUAUAAUAGAUCCUUUCUUUAUUGGUGCAUCAUUUCAGCUGCCCUAGCAGGUUAAGAGACAAGGAACAAAUAUUUUUAAAAAAUUAAAAACAAAUUGGAUCAUAUAAGCUUGUGGCUUGCUUAUACUGGACAGAAACACCAAAUUGGGACAAAAGUCACUUCUGAAGACCCAUACAACAUCCAGGGAUUUCCAACCCAUAAUGCAGGAUCACAAUGGUUAAUCCAGUUAUAUCCUGCAUUGGUUGAAGUCUGAGAAUGAGUUGAAGUUUCCCCAAAACUUUGGAGAAGUCCCACAUUUCAGGAUUCGUGGAGUCAGCUGGAUUGGUUCUAAUCCAAAUUAAUCCACUGUCCACAGAGGUUAUUGUCACCACCCAUUUUCCCUGUCUGUGAUGCAGGAAAAUGAGAUGAAACAUAUCUUUGUUGUCCUUUGUCACAGUGGUAGCCAGGCACAGAGCUCCAGGCUGUUGCCGGGCAUCUUUGCUGAUGUCAGCAAAUAGCCAGCAAUGGCCUGGAGCUCUGGAUCCUGCCAUCAGCAAAGGUGCUCUGAAGCUUUAUAACUGGCUGCCACAGUAACAAAAAACAGCUAAAGUGAAGAUGACCACCCAGUGAGGCUGAACUAGCUUCAGCUUGGUUGGUCUGGACUCCUCUCCCACAGUUUGGGGGCAGAACAUGUAAACAGCUCCUCAGAAUCUGAGGCUGGUCCGGAGUUGCAAUGCUCCAGACCAGCCUCAGAUUUUGUGGCUCAUGUAGGGCCAACACUAGUCUAACUGCCAUUGAUUAAUUUGAUUUCCUCCAGAUUUAAACCACUGAGAUUGCUUAAAAGAGCAUAAUGCCACUAGCGCAACACUGCAGCGCUCGUUUAUAGAUUUGUACUUUAUUUACUGCUGCUAUUGCUAGAAGUGGCAAAUUAUAAGCCUUUUUAAACCAGACCUCCCCUAUUUGUAUGUUUAAAUACAACCUAGAUUUUAAAACAGAACAUUUCAUUAUUCACAGUAGUAGUGAAAUGGAAGUUACAGUCACAGUUUUAGAAUUUGCCCUUAUGUAUUAACAAAGGAAACUUGCUUACUGAAUAUAAACAUGAAAGAAACCAUUCUUUUUAGCACUAUUUCAAACCAUAACAGAUAUUUGCCAGAGAUUCUACCUGUCUAAGGUCAGUUUAAUCAAUGAAACUACCCAGAACAUUUGAUAAACAACAUCCUUUAUUUAAUUUGUAGAUACCAUGCACAUGUAUCAUAGUUUUUUUUUUCUGUGUCAGGAGCAACUUGAAAAACUGCAAGUCGCUUCUGGUGUGAGAGAAUUGGCUGUCUGUAAGGAUAUUGCCCAGGGGAUGCUUAGAUGUUUGGUGUUUUACCAUCCUUUUUGGAAACUUCUCUCAUGUCCCCGCAUGGGGAGCUGGAGCUGACAAAGGGAGCUCACCCGCUGUCCCCAGAUUUGAACUGCUGACCAACCUGUUGGUCAGCAGUCCUGCCGGCACAAGGGUUCAACCCAUUGUGCCACCAGGGGCUCAUGUGUCAUAGUAGUCAACAUCAGAGGAAAGGCAUCUUCCCCACUGCAAUCUGGAAGAAAAGAGGCACUGCUUUUGAACAUAGUGUUUACCAUUUACUGCUAAUUAAAUAUGCUGUCUGAUUGAGCACAGAUUAAUUACGUGCUGCAGCCCUUGUAUUUGCAUUUGCUCCUGGUUUAUUUAUCAUUGGAAAGAGGCAUUUUGCAAAAGUCUCAAUAGCAUUUAUUGUUUACAUUUGGACCGCCUGCAACAUCCAGGGUUUGUUUAUUAUUGUUUAUUAUUGCCUGCUUCCAGAUAACUAACAAAUAAUAUUCAGUCCUUUGAAGAACAAACAAACUGGUAUAGUAGUAGAAAUCAGCCAGAGGACAUCUCUGAAGAAUGGGAUAUAAAUACUCUAAAAAGUAUAUCAAUUUCUGUUCUCCGGUUGGAGAAAGAAAAGGGACAUUUUCAUUGUUUUCCCUACAUAUGACAUGUUUAGGGGAAAUAUUACUGUACUGAAAUUUAAUGUAAGGAAAGUAACAUCUUUCAUUGGAUCAACUUUGUUGAUUUCUUGACGGCGGGGGGAAAGCUAUACAAAAUCUCACAUUAUUUAGACUUUUUCAACAGGUGCAUGUGCAAAUACACAGUGGUUAUUAAAUCCACAACAAUAUAUCGAAACAAUUGCUUGUCUUGAAUUUACAUUCACAAUGUUCUCCUUCCCUUUGUGUCCCUUUGAUGUAACUGCAUAUCUAGUGUUGCAGACAUGAGUAUUCUUCUGAUAGCUUUCUCCUCUUGUGUGCCUUCUCAUCUCUGUGACAAGUUAUGUCAGGAAGAAUUUUAAUCUGGAUGCCUAUAGACAUCGCCAACUGAAAAGGGAAGAACAGCAGACCAAAAUUAAUCUGACCAGAAGAGGGAGCAAAGACAUCAGCUCUGGGUACUGUUUGAAUGGCUUCCAGGAGGCCAGAUAGGCAAUUCCAUACAUCAAGAGAACAAGAAAGCUGUGUUUGAGCACUGCGAGCUUCAGAAUUAUCAAAAGGUUUAUUAGGUAACAAAUCUGAUCUCUUCCAGGGUUGAAUUAGAAUAGCUGGAUACCCAAUUAUACAAGCAUAUAGACAAGUGUGUGUGAGUGUACGUAUAUGCAAGCUAUUUCGACUAUAUCAGGAUGAAGCUCCUGGUUUGCCUCGAGUGAUAUACUAUUCACAAUUCACUUGUAUGAUGCACCCCAGGCAAAUUUGGGAUGGCUUGAUAACAGCUCAAUUCUUCUCUUGGAAAGUCAUUCUGGAUUCAUAAUAGAUAGUCCAAUACUGUGUCCUUUGAAGCCACAUAAGGCUGCCGGUGCAUAUCCAACACACACACACACAUUAGCACCAGAAAUAUUACUUAUUUAUUUAAAGUAUUUAUAUUCCGCCCUUCUCACCCCAAAGGGAACUCAGGGCAGAUCACAAUGUACAUAUACAUGGCAAACAUUAAAUGCCAUACAACAUACAAACAGAGACAUAGAGGCAAUUUACCAUUUCCUGCUUCAUGAGGUUAUGCUUGAUUCCGGCCACAGGGGGAGCUGCUGCUUCGUCAUCCACUGUGACACCGAGUCCUUGAUGAAUUACUUCCUCAUUCCUUUCCACACACUGCUGGACGAUUUUUAUGGUGUUGUAAAUUAGUUAAAUUAGGCUCCCUGCAUAAGCGGUACCUAAAUUUCCUAUUUGAUAGAUGCAACUAUUGUUUGGGUUGCUUACGUCAACAACAAACUGGGCUAUUUUAAUGGCCGGGCACUCAAUCCGAUGUGGCCUGGCUUCGAACUCAUGACCUCUGGUCAGUAGUGAUUUUUGCAGCUGACUACUAACUAGCUGCACCAUAGUCUGGCCCAAAUAUCUGCUAUUACUGGCUGGAAAAAGCUGCCACUUUUCAAAAUACUUGGGGAAAACCCAUUGUCACCCACUAAAAUUAAUUGUUCUUUCAAGAGCCCAGAAGAGUAAUUAUUUAGUUGAACGCUUUUCCUAUUAGCUAUGCAUGAGUGAAAAGCCAUAGACUCCCUUUAUUUAAAAAAGCAAAAUCCCAAUCCUUUAUUACGCAAAUCAUAUUUUAAGAGUCAGGUACACAUUGUGUAAACAUUGUCAAUUCUCAAUCGAGAAUUUAAGAAGGGAGGUCCCUUGCAUUAUAUCCAUUAUAUAGUUCCCUGAUAGAAUGUGAAAAUGCUUUGCCGGAUUAACUUUCAAAAGGAUGGACUGGAUCAUUAGAAAGACAGUAUCUCACUUGCUGUUCCUUGCAUAAUUAUUCUACUGGAAUGAUUAAAAAGUGCAUGCUGGUUCUCUCUCCUUUUUUUGAUCCUGCCCAUUGCAUCCUUCCAGGCAAAUAUUUAGUUUGGUUUCCUAGCUCAGUUAGUACGUGGCCUUCCGUAGUUUACAAAUCAGCUACUCUGUAGGAUGGGCUAUGAACAAACUCAUUUGAUGUAUAUAUAUAAUAUUUAAAUAAUGUACAGAUGCUUUCUUUCAGAAGUGCUAUUUUCUUGUACAGAAUGGUCUUUAUCUCUGUUGAUUUGCAUUCAGUGGUUAAUUUUAAAUAACAUAGUUUCUCCAUCCGCUUCAUUAAUUAUAGGCUUUUGAAGUUGGCAAGAUAUGUAAUGCACAAAGCUGAUCUUAUGAUAAUAAGGGGAGGGGAGUGUCAGAAUGCCAGACAAUACCACAUUCUUCUUCUUGCUAUGCAAAUAAUAGCAUGUAGACACGCUGUUGGGAUUUAAUUCUUUUCUCUUUUUUCUCUUUUACUGUUAAAUGCACUAUACUAUUUGAAGGAAUGCUUUGGAGUAGGUCACUUUAGAUCGUCCCUCAUCCUGUUUGGAAACUAGGUGAUCAUUUCCACAUUUUUUUACACCAAGUGAGCUCUAGUUUCAAGACACAUGUUUUAUUUCUACUUCAGUCAGGUCUUCACAUUUGUGGGGUUCACUUUUAUGGAUCUGAUUACUCAUAGGUUUGAUUAAUAUGUUAUCUGUAGAAAUCCCUAGGUCCUUAAGCAUGACUCUGGUCAACAUCCACCACAAAGUUGAUUGAAGGACCUAGAGCAGUAGUUACCAACCUUUGGGCCUCCAGGUGUUUUGGACUUAACUCCCAGAAAACCCAGCCUGUUUACCAGCUGUGAGGAACUGAAGUCCAAACUACCUGGAGGCCCAAAGGUUGGGAACCACUGACCUAGAAAAAACAUUCCUCUAGCCAUGUGUAGGCUCUCCGGUUUGAUUCCAUCAUCAUCAUCUGGAAGAAGUUGAACAUAGAAUUGCAUUGGAGACCCUAGGUAUUUCUAAAGAGACAUUAAUAGUAUUUUUAUAUGCCGUUUUCCACUUUUGCUGUAGUCCUCCAGUCCAACCCCCAUGAAAGUGGAGGCUGACUCUGUAUCUCUUUUUGCUUCAUGAGACUAUAGGGCACCAGACACACAUAGGUCACUCACCAGAGACUGCCUACAAACAUGUUGCCUUUUGUUGUCUGAUCAUUAAUGCAGAAAUAGAGAUAGUCACUAUGUGUGAUUAGUAAGUGGCAGGAUGUACAUGUGUAUAUUCCCUCAAACUACAAGACUCGUGACAACCUAAAAAGACAUCAACACAAAUGUCUUGGUGUGAAAUCACAUGAAUGAAGGUUUCUUGUUUCAAUAGGAAACUUUUAGACUGGCAUAUGCUAUAGAAUCUUCUUUCCAAAUCUUAGAAAUAUGAUUGCUGCUAUUCAGAAGUCAUAAGGACAUAUGGUAAAUCAGGAUUGCAAUAGGUGUAUGAUUCCUGACUAGCCCAGGAAUCAUACGCCAUACAAUUGAACCUCAUCUUCUAGCAGUAACUGCAACAUGCUUUUGACAGGAGGUCCUUCAGAAUUUGUGUAGGGUCAAAUUACAGUAAAAUCCUAUACAUAUCUAUACAUGCUGCUGAGUUUAGUAGGGCUUACUCCCGGCUAAGUAGACAUAGUAGCCUUGAUUGGUUUUGCAAUCCAAGUGGGUCUGUAAAGCUACCAUUUUCCAGAUGAUUGAGAAUAGGUUUCCUAUUGUAGGAAUUCCUAAGCAAUUGCAACCAGAGGUGGUGAAAUUGCUUCUUAAAAAAUUGACACACAAACCUGUCCACUACAAAGGCAAUUGAGCAAUUUAUUUGUAUUAGGGAGCACUGACUCUUUAUGGACGGUGAUGUCCGCUACCAUUUCUGGUGGAAACAGCAAAAUUCAGUAGAAUAACAUUUAGAUGUUGGCCUUUAUUUAUUAUCUUUUAAAGUUGGACAGACAUUUAUUACCUUUUAGAGUGGGCAGUUAACCACCAUCUUUUCCUUGCUUGCCCAUUCCCUCCUUGGGCAAACCAGACUACUGGCCUCCUGGCACCAAUGAAUAGAUUUUGUGCUGUCAUCCUGUCUUUCUUAACUGUUUUUCACUUUCUGGUGAGAAGAAAAACAGAAGCAGCCGUGAGAACAUACAGGAGGGUUCCAAAUGGUGGAAAGUAUUUGGAAAUCCUCCCAACAAGGUUCUGCAAAUGCGGCAUGGCAAAUAUAGAUUUGAAAACAUUCCUUCACUUUGUAUCUGGAAUAAAAGCUGCCUCAGCUGGUUCUACUCCCAUUAUACAAAAAGGUAGAUUGAAAUCACCAUAUUUCCAUUUAGGUCAGUGCUUCUCAGCCUGGGGUCCCCAGAUGUUUUUGGCCUUCAACUCCCAGAAAUCCUAACAGCUGGUAAAGUGGCUGGGAUUUCUGGGAGUUGUAGACCAAAAACAUCUGGGGACCCCAGGUUAAGAACCACUGAUUUAGGUCAUAUGUUCAAACCCUUAGCAUUAAGAAAAGCCUUUGUUCACAAAAGAAGAUAUAGUACAUUUAAUAUGGGAUGUGGAAUAUUCCUCACAUAAAAGAGUUAUGUGUUUUUUCACAUGAGAAUGUUUAUACACUCACUGGUAUUAAUGUAUUCCUAUAAAAAGGUUGGGAUGUUUUCCCUGGUUAUUCAAAGCAUGAUCCCACUAUUAAUCAGAAAGAACACUAUAAAGUAAAUAUUACACCCUUUAAUAUUUAUCUUCUCUAAGCAAACAUAUAUGUAAACAUUUUAUAUGUAAUCUAAAGGGGGUUGUGAUCUAUUCCAACUAUAUGGUUCUACGAUCCUGUAUUCAUAAAUCCUAUAUUCUUUGAAUGACUAAUAAAAAUAGGUAUAAUUCCAGGCUGGAAACACAAUUUUGCAGUACUGGGUUAAAUUGUCUAAAUUGUUUUUAAAAACAUUGAGUUAAAGUUUAUUUCCUAACUAUCACAAAAAGAAAAUCUUUAAUUAAUGCUAAGGUUUACAGUCCAUUUUGAUAGGAAUAUAAUGAUUUGAAGCUAGCUGAAAACGGGUAUUUUGGCCCACAGUGCAGUAAUUUAUAUGGGAAAGAUAAAACUCCCUGCUGGAUGGAGGCAUGUGAGUUUUUGAUCUAAGUUUUUGAUCUGAUCCAUUCUUCUCUGUGUAAUUCAUUUGCGGUGCCUGUAGCCAAUGAAGGGAGAUUACUCCUGGAUUGCUGCAGCUCUUCACAAAUACACAAUGCAGCUUUCAAGCAUUUCAGCCUAUACUCUUGCCAAAGGAAUCCCACUGGACAUGUAUAUGAAACCAGGGAAAUUGCAAAUAUGUUAGCUCAAGAACUGUGGGCUAUACCUGCUAAACACAGGCUGAUUCUUUGUUUUGUGUAGUAAGCAUUUAAAUAUAACCCAACUUCAGAAACUGUUUUUUUUUAAAUACUGCUGUACUGUGUUGCUAUUAUUGUGAGAUGCAUUUUUUUAAAAAAAAAACAGCCCUAAAAUUGAGAAUAUUCUCCAAUGGAUGUGCUUUCCACUAUCCUCAGCCCUCCUCAUGAAUCAUAGCAGAUCUAGGUUAUGUGUCUAAUUGAACUUUUUUUAGAAAUAGGAUGUGAUACUGUGACUACAUGCUUUAGUAUGGAGCCCUAUGUUAUAUUUAAAAAUAAGUGGCCAAUUAAUGCUCACUUAUAUAUAGAAUUUACUCCUGUGUUGUUUAAGCUGGUAGAAAUAAUUCAGACCAGGAAACUGAGGUUUUCAUGGAAUAGACGUUUCGGUUUUAUUGUCUGCAGGUUUCGGUCAAGAGACGCUUAAGGGAAGGGUUUUGUUUCAAUGCCUUGUUAAACUGAUAUCAACUUUAGACUGUUUCAGAAAAAUUCCCUUUGGUUUCAGUGAAGUCUUCUGCCUGCAUAAAACCGUGAAAGAAAAACAAGUGACUUAACAUACAGUUAAGAAUCAAAGCAAGAAUGUGAUAGGAUACAGUGAUGUGAAAAGACAUCUCAGCUAAUACUCUGCACAGCACUUUCAAAAGGGCAUUUGAACAUAAACCCGCAGUGAUGUAUUUGCUAUAAUAAUAUAGUGCUAUAUUUACACACAAAAACACACCCAAACGCAUUGUGUACAGUUUGUUGGGCAUAAUGCUACAUUAUUCCUAUCCGCUCAGGCAAUUCUUCAGAUAUAUUGUUUAAAGACAAAACAAAAACUGUCAUUAUAAUCUCAUUUGCUCUCUGUAAAGGAGUACAAACUUCACUGAAUUCUGGGGCUGAUGAUCACAGCUUGUCACGUUUGCAUUCUCUGAAUACAUUGUGCUUUUUCCAAAGUGUCAAAUAAAACACAGUAAACUG